AUGCGCCCCAACAGUUCGUUAUUCUUUAUACUGUUAACAACGAUUUGCGCCAUACACGCCUCGGAAGAGAGCGUCUUGAGUUCCGACCCGGAUUACCUUGCCACCUGCAACACCAUAGAAGCAAGCGUCUCCAACGCUUCUGCCGUUUUCUAUCCACGAUCUACGCAGUACGCCCAAGAUAUAUCCCACUACUUCCAAUCUAGUAGCCGAAACUCGACAUGCGCUGUCGAACCAGGCACCGCAGAAGAUGUGGCGAUCAUCCUUCGAAUAGUUGGCCAGACCAGGACGCCGUUCGCUGUCAAAAGCGGUGGACACGCCUCCAACCCGGGCUUCAGCUCGACCCCGGGGGUCCAAAUAACGACGAAACGCUUCGAUUCCAUACAAUACGAUGCGACCUCACAGACCGUUUCUCUCGGCACAGGACUCAUUUGGGACGACGUAUAUGCUGCCUUCGACUCUCUGGGAAUUAACUGCCUAGGGGGAAGAGUGGUGGGCAUCGGAGUCGCGGGAUUUAUUCUCGGCGGAGGUUAUUCUUGGCAAACGAAUCAGCACGGACUUGCAGUUGAUACGGUCGUCGAGUUCGAAGUGGUGUUGCCAGGAGGUGAUAUUGUCACUGCGACAGAUUCGUCGUAUCCCGAUUUAUUCUUUGCUUUGAAGGGAGGAAGCAAUAAUCUCGGCAUUGUCACCAAAGUCGUCAUGAGAGCUUUUCCGCAAGGACCGAUAUGGGGCGGUCUGAUCUUCUUAUCAUCAGAGCAGUACGGGAGCGUGGUCGAUGCCACUGCCAACUUCGCCGCGACCGUGACCGACCCAAAGGCGGUAGUAUUACCGUCGUUCUUGUACACCGCGGGCAUGCUUGCUUCAAGCGUCAUAUUGUUCUAUGACGGACCCACUCCCCCGCCGGGCGUAUUCGAGCAAUUCCUGGCCAUACCGGCACUGUCCUCGGACAUUUCCACCCGAUCUUUCUUGUCGUUCUUUCGGACCCUCGUCAGUCCAGCCCAUCGUGGUGUCCUCGAUACUGUGCCGGUUGUGGAUUAUAGCCCUGUGAUGCUAGAUGCCAUGGUGAACGAGACUAUUUUUUGGUCUCAUGCAUUGCAAGAUUAUUCCCUCUCCACGCUGCUAUACAGUGUAGAGCCGUUCCUCCCCAGCAUCCUGUCGCACAACACCUCGCCAAGCGCCUACCCUCCGCGCCGUGACGUCGUCUAUCUCCCGACCUCGAUCACGUUCGGCUGGACCGAUCCAAGCCAAGACAGCCUCUUCAUCGACUCGAUCAUGCAGACGUAUCGCACGUUGAGGAUCAAGGCAGCGGCAGAAGGGCAACCGGUCACACCUGCCGAGGGAUAUGCAAAGUAUGGGAAUUACGCGAUCGCAUCGACACCUCUCGAACAGAUAUAUGGCGACAACUUGCCGGAAUUACAGCGGAUCAAGAGAACAUACGAUCCCGACAAUGUUAUGGGUCUGACGGGGGGAUGGAAGUUUUGA
Messenger RNA from Punctularia strigosozonata HHB-11173 SS5, 1479 nucleotides. RefSeq names its product FAD-binding domain-containing protein. NCBI's taxonomy places the organism in Eukaryota, Fungi, Basidiomycota, Agaricomycetes, Corticiales, Punctulariaceae. The transcript has 10 exons. Gene Ontology annotation, molecular function: FAD binding; oxidoreductase activity. The record is from RefSeq and is a predicted model, not a curated record. Bases 1 to 1479 code for a protein of 492 amino acids.